AGAAGAGGAAUAGUUUUUGACGUUUACCGUUUAUAGGUUAUGUUAUGAAAUUAUUUUCGAUUGAAAAGAAUCAAAAGAAUGGAUGAUGUGCAACAAAAUGAAAAUUUCGUUAUUAAGACGGAAAAAUCGGAAUAUGAAGUCAAUUUGCAUUUGGAGCCUUUGAUAGAAAUUAAAGUAGAAAACGACGAGAAACCGGAGUUCCUACAAAUGAUAUCAUCCAGCGAAAAUGAAAAUCCUUCCAAUUUUUUAUUAAAUACAUUAAGCUUAAUCAAAGAGGAAUUAGUUGAUAACGAAUCGAUCAAAUCGGAGCACCUAUCAAACUUUUACACGGAGAACGUGUUUACGAAACCUUGCACUAGCAAAGAUUCCCGUGGUUGUGAUCCUAUUAAGAAAAAGAUCAAGAUAUACUACUGCCCUAUUUGUAGAAAAAAAUUCCAAAACAAAAAAUCGCGCAAGUACCACUUCCAUCGACACUUCCAGAAAAAACCCGUACUAUGCUCCUCCUGCGGCGAAACCUGCCUCAACGGGAAACAAUACAUAAACCACUACGUCCUGCACCAACCCAAGAAAAACCGCCGCACCAAAAAACCCACCCGCAACGAACUCUUCACCAUCGCCCUGCGCCAUUUCAACGACAAACCCUUCGCGUGCGACGUCUGCAACAAAAACUUCGCCCAAAACCGCAGCCUAAAAAGGCACCAGCUCGUGCACGAAAAGAAACCCGACCGACCAGAGCAACCCCUCAACUGCCGCGUGUGCUUCAAGAUGUUCUCGCACGCUUACAAACUCAACAGGCACAUGCUGUCCCACGAAAAGAAACCCGACCACGACCGCAAACCCUUCAUGUGCGAGAUCUGCUCGAACCAAUACGCCUCCAAGCACUCCCUCGACAACCACCUGAAGACCCACACCGGCGACAGACCGUUCGCGUGCGACUCCUGCGACAAGCGCUUCUUCAGGAAGAAGCUGCUCAAAGACCACCUGCUCAUCCACUCGGGCAAGCGCCCCUUCGCCUGCCACCUGUGCCCCAAAUCCUUCACGCAGCGCUCCAAGUUGAACACGCACAUGAAGAUGCACGAGGAGGACAAGCCCUUCAAGUGCGACGUCUGCUACAAGGGCUUCGUCUCGAAUUGCCGGCUCGCCAAGCACGCGUUGAUCCACAGGGAGACCAAGCGCUUCCACUGCACCUACUGCCCCAAGCAGUUCAUCGAGAAGCGCAACUUGGACGCUCACAUUCUCCUGCACGACGGCAAGAAACCCUUCCAGUGCGACGUCUGCUCCAAGGCGUUCACGUGGAAACACAACCUCAACCAUCACAUGAAGAUCCACAACGAGGGCUCCUUCAAAUGCGACGUCUGCUCCGAGUACUUCCCGCGCUACCACAUUUUGAAAAACCACGUUCGAACCCACUCGAAUUAGAUUAGAAAUAACAUUUAAUAUCAUCAGUUUAACGUACAAAUUUCUUUUACAUCGACCGCCAAAGGGUACACGUUUUAAUCCUUAAAUAAAUUCCUGUUUUUCGUUUCUUUACAUUAAGCCAAACGUUCUUACUGACGCGGGGGCAUGAAACCGUGCUGGGGCGACGGCUGGGCGAAGCCCUUCGGGUACGGAUUGCCCUGCGUAGACGACGGAUACACCACCGGCGAGUGCCCGUACUGCUGCUGUUGCCCGUAGGGCAGGUUCGCGUUCGAGUAGUUGCUGCUCGACACCUGCUGCGGAG
Molecule: messenger RNA, 1720 nt
Organism: Phyllotreta striolata
Lineage: Eukaryota; Metazoa; Arthropoda; Insecta; Coleoptera; Chrysomelidae
Source: the annotation of a GenBank genome assembly